UUCAUGCAUGUUUCUGCUGUGAAAUGUAAAUUAUUUCGCCGGGCGGGGGGAAAGUGUCCCGUGGCUGCAGAGGUCAGACCCCGUAGCCAUGAGAAUGACGUGUUUGUUUGUUUUCUUCUUCAUACUUGUUCGUAAAGAUCGUGUUAUCUCAAUAACCGUUGCGGUGGGACACGAGCAGUGGGUGGGAUAUCGCUGUGAAGUGGGUGGGUAUAGUUCCACAGAUAUGCAAGAAAGAAAGCCCACUUUACGAGCUUUACGCACGGGGCGGGCCUUUCAUUCAUGCGAGUUGGGGGUGUAGGCCACUCAGUCAAAGACAAUCAAAGAUGUUUGAGUUUCCAUGCGCAGUGACCAGGGAGGUAAAGCGCAGAGCCGUUUUACCCCUCCUCCAGUUCUAGCUCCGAUCUUUCCGGCCUCCGAACAACACUGGCUUUUAAAUCACAUUUCACCGGAGGAAGCUUUUUUUCCGGUUAAAAAGAAAACUGGUCAUGCGAUGCGAUUUAUUUCUGCCGGAGGGAAGAAGGAACAACUAGAUACGACCUGUUGGCGAUGAUGGAUUACUCAAAGGCGCAAAUGUCGAACUUAUCCGAGGAGGGCAGUUCAGCUGGGUGCCCACAGUCCAGUAAUGCCGGAGUGAAGCUGGAGGCGGUGAUGAAGCAGCUGCAGAGACAACAUGGAGCCAAACUGGAGAUGAACCUGCAAGAGAAACAACUUCUUCACGCCCAGCUCCUGUUUGCUCAACGCGCCGCUGCAGCCAGAGCAUCUGGCUCCAGACUAGAAUCCACAUUAUUUGGCAAAGCAGAUGGACCGACUUAUCAAGCAUCCCAACACGCUUUGAACAGCCACCUCAGCAGAAUAGAUCCAGAUGAGGAAGAUGAAGACUCUGAUGAGGAGGAGCAGGAAAUGGCGGAGCCUGAAGUGAAUGGCGAGAUUGAGGAAAACAAUGAUGAUGAGGAGGAGGAGGCCGUGGGGGACGGGCCUCAUCAGCAAGUGAAGAAGCCUGGACUCCCGCCGGUUGCAGGCUUCCCUUUCGCUCCGUACUCCACACCUCACUCGUCUUCUGUGAAGCAAAUGUCAGAAUCUCCGCCUUCAGCAAUAAAACAGGAGCAUGAGGAGAAAGAGCUUCUGUCUCCUGCAGGCCAACACAGCUUCACAUCACCCAAUGGCUUCGCUGACUGGGGAUAUGACGAGCCACUCAAACAAAGAGGAAAUGCCAUCUGGGCUGAGGAAGCUGAUGGAGGAAAAAUAAAAGGAGAACCAUCCAGGGACUUUGCCAAGCUAUAUGAACUAGACAAUGACGCACAACGGAAGGAGUUCCUUGAUGAACUCUUUGUCUUUAUGCAGAAACGAGGAACUCCUGUGAACCGCAUCCCCAUCAUGGCAAAGCAGGUGCUGGACCUGUACAGGCUUUAUAAGCUUGUGACAGAGAAGGGAGGCCUGGUGGAGGUUAUUAACAAGAAGAUCUGGAGGGAGAUUACCAAAGGUCUCAACCUCCCCACAUCCAUCACCAGCGCAGCCUUCACUCUCCGCACCCAAUAUAUGAAGUACCUCUACCCGUUUGAGUGUGACAAGAAGGGUCUGAGUUCUCCAGGAGAGUUGCAGGCUGCCAUUGACAGUAAUCGCAGAGAAGGUCGACGUCCCAGCUACACCAACAGCUUAUACCGCUACUCCUCCUCCCCGAGCUCCGCUUCACAUGCCAUGCUCUCUCCACCCACCAUGCAACCAACCCCGACCGGAUACGACGGCCUGAAUACAUCCGCCAGCCCAAAUCUGAAGAGAAACACAGAUGAGAAGUCAACCCCUGUGUUACCCAGCCGGCUGCCCAUGUCUCUGGCCCUGGGGCAGCAGCAGCAGCAGCAGCUGGCACAAGCGGCCACGAUGGAGCAUUUCAGAGAGAGACUGGAGCGAGGAGCCGGAGGAGCUGCAGCCGAAGGUCCGGAGAAGAAAAUGAUGCGGAUGGCGGAGGAGCAGCAACGCUUCAUGCAGCAGGCCCUCCAACAAAAUCUCCUGGCCUUUGCGUCUCACUUCAACCCCGUGAACCUCAAACUUAACAAUGGACAUGAGAGCAAACAGGAUUUGUCUCUGAGUAUCUCCACCAAUGGAGCAGCCAGUAUCAGUGUAUCUGUGGAGGUCAACGGCACCGUUUACUCAGGGAAGCUGUUCGCCCAGAAGUCAGCUGCUGCUGUGCCGCCACAGAAUGUAACUCUGGCAGGAACAAAUGGUUUCAGUGCCAUGUCCUCCUCACACAGCCCCUCCUCUUCAUCCUCUUCCCCCUCCUCCUCCAAGGGACCACAUUAAGCCCCAUUGGUCUUUAAAGCUGUCGUUAGCUAAUGUUAUAAUACAUUUGCAAUAUGCAUACCUUUCUUGUCAGGCUAGGACUUUGUAGACUCUACUUCUGUUUGAUUGUACACCUCUACUCGUACUCGUUGACCUCCCAGUCGUUCUCUCAAGCAGUGCAGUGCCUUUUUGUCAAUCUCAGCCGUACCACAUGAGGACAUUUAGUAUUUAAUUUUUCCAUUUUGGCAACGUAAUGUGCUUUAAAUGAGUCUCGUCAAGGGUACAUUGAUAUUUUACCUAAAAAGCUCACACAUUUACCAUGAAAUAGAUUCAGAUCGUACUUACCUUUGUGCCUGUUAGAAGCUUUUCUGUUUUAAAAUGUAGUGGCAUUCAUGUCUAAAGGGCUUCACACGGCUUGUUCAGAAGUGUCUAUUUAUCCUCGUUGGGUGUCAACUGCAUUCAUAGCAAAUUAUCAAACAGUUUUUAGCUGCCUUUUUUUCCACAGUAGAGCAGUUUGGUUGCCAAAAGUGCAGCUAAUGAAGACCAAAAAGCCUUAGCUCCAUGUCAUAGCUUCUGUCUAUAACAGUUUCUGAAGCCAUUUUGUAUCCCUCUUAGUAAACGUUUGAGUGAAAGCUCAUACUUUAUACUUUUCAUAGCAAUUUUCGGGGAUUAUGUACGCCAUCGGUUUCCUUUUAGAGUUAGAUACAUUUGCUCCAGAUUGGUUGGAUUUAUGUUUUUUAUUCUAUUUCAUUUAACUCUUAUUUAAUCAUGUGGCUCGGCCUCAAACUUACAGACUUUAUUUCAAGUCAGCUAUGAAAAAUUGGAGACAAGAUUUUGCUGGGAAUUGUAUGUCGGAUGGAAGUGAUUCAACAUUUACCUCAAUUGACUUUCCAUGUUGGUAAGUUUCUCUGGAAUUUAUUCUGGAUUCAGGAAUGUCCUCUGGACUCAUCAUAGUUUAACUGUAGCUCAUUAUAUAUUGCAGUGUUGUAUUUGCAUAAACAGAUAAUGUAUCAAUAAUGACCUCAAGCUUUUGACAAGUGAACACUGAAACAGUUCUACCUCACUCUUCUGGAGAAAUAUGCAAUACUUAAUGCAGCAUGUGUUGGUUAAGCCAUCUGCUGAAAUAUACUGUAUGUGGACAAUCAAGUAGACAUAUCAAUCAUGCAAACAAAUGUCACUGAACUUGGACAUGUGGUCAUGAAGAAUAAAACAAUCUUGUGUGCUGUUGAAA
Messenger RNA from Pseudoliparis swirei, 3505 nucleotides. RefSeq names its product AT-rich interactive domain-containing protein 3B-like. Bases 547 to 2295 code for a protein of 582 amino acids. Gene Ontology annotation, molecular function: DNA binding. Gene Ontology annotation, cellular component: nucleus. The record is from RefSeq and is a predicted model, not a curated record. The transcript has 9 exons. NCBI's taxonomy places the organism in Eukaryota, Metazoa, Chordata, Actinopteri, Perciformes, Liparidae. Gene Ontology annotation, biological process: regulation of transcription by RNA polymerase II.